This is a messenger RNA of Emericellopsis cladophorae, 759 nucleotides long. RefSeq lists its product as uncharacterized. The transcript has a single exon. Gene Ontology annotation, biological process: regulation of DNA-templated transcription. NCBI's taxonomy places the organism in Eukaryota, Fungi, Ascomycota, Sordariomycetes, Hypocreales, Bionectriaceae. Gene Ontology annotation, molecular function: zinc ion binding; DNA-binding transcription factor activity, RNA polymerase II-specific. The record is from RefSeq and is a predicted model, not a curated record. Bases 1 to 759 code for a protein of 252 amino acids.
AUGGCUGUCCCUCCGAAAACAUCGCCCAGCGCCUCGUCACCCGCCCAGCGCCACAACGCCCACGGCGCUCCCCCGAAACAGCCCCGACUGCGGGCCUCGUGCGAUGGCUGCUUCGUCGCCAAGAUCAAGUGCUCCAAGGCGAGACCCAUGUGCUCGCGCUGUCUCCAGAACGGACUCAUAUGCCACUACUCGCCAUCGAGUCGCGCAAGCCACGCCCUCAACAACACCAGCAGCAAGGACAAGAAAAAUGGUCAUGGCCCCGCAGCGAGCGGCGCCGCAAAGAAGGCGAUGAGGAAGAGUAGCACCACUGUUCUCGUCUCGACCAUGACAGACGAGAGCUGCGAGUGGCUCGCGCGGAAUCCAGCCAUCAUCUUUCCCACAAACAGCCUGACGGACCAGUUCAAUGCUGAUGUCAACGACAUGGCGUCGCGUGGGCUGCCUACACUUCCGGAUCUCCUGGCGCCAGGUGGCCAGAUCAGCAACAGCUGGUGCUGGCCAGGGCCACCCAUGCUGCCACACCAGCACAACGUGCCACUCGCACUCCAGCAAUCCUAUUUCCCAGCAGAGUACAUGCCCUGCGACGAGGCGCAUGGUUCAGGGGAGGAGUGGCCUAUGCUCCGCGAACACUAUCACGAUGUACUGAGCCCCGGGCUUGCCCCUGAACAUAACAUGCACAUGACGGAGACGCCAUCCCCGGAGUGGGUUCUCGAUAGCCGCAAGCAAAUUGGCACCGGCGCAUGGAAAGACAUAUACUCAUAG